UCAUCUUCCUCUCAUUUCACUUCAUUUCAAAAUGGCCUCACGGUUCAUAACUUUCAGUACAAUUUUGAUUAUUAUCUUCCUCUUUGCCUUAAUUGUUCAUGUCCCAUCUUCGGAAGCCAGAAAAAUUAAGGUCUUGAGCAUGGAGAGGAUGAGAGGGGUAUCUUUUUUGAAGGAUGGUUUGGUUCAAAGUGAUCUUCCUAAGGGAACAACACGACCUUCGGGUCCUAGCCACUCGGGACGUCACGCUAUGGCUACCGGAGACAGAAUUGAUCGGAUACUGGGAUCAGUUCCCAGUCCUGGAGUGGGUCAUUGAACGAAUCUUUUUGUUCCAGUUUUUUUACAUCAACAAUUUGCUAAUUUUUCCAUUUUUAGCUUUUUUUUUUUUUGAACGGUUUACAGUUCAAGGUGGCGGGAUUUGAAUCCUAUCCCUUGCGUUGGUGGAUGUAACUUACGAAUUGAUUUAUAACAGUUGGGCCGCAAAACUCGGGUGCUUUUCACUUUGAGUUUUUUGUUCUCAAUCUACCAAAAAAAUGUAUAUAUUAUGCUUUAAAUCAACAGUACCACAGUUG
This is a messenger RNA of Rubroshorea leprosula, 569 nucleotides long. Lineage: Eukaryota; Viridiplantae; Streptophyta; Magnoliopsida; Malvales; Dipterocarpaceae. The record is from the annotation of a GenBank genome assembly.